CUCAUUUAGAGGCUCCCCGCGACAUCUGAUCUACCAAGGUUGGGAGUACACUCCAUGCGCCCUAAGGACUUUGUGAUGUCACAAGGUCACGUGACAGGCUAAAGUCACAUGGCUCCUACUUGUCAGGAGUAACUAGCCGCCGGCUAUUGGAUUGGCGGCGUGCAAUAACCCGGCCACUGUAAAGAGCUGUAGCAUUGCCGGAUAAUCAUGGAGUGUGAGGUUCCUGCGCUUCUCACAGAAUCCGCUUUUGCACAAGCUUACAGAGAGUACUUGGAGAAGGCAGGCAUUCUAGAUGGUCGUUACCGUGCACAGAAGCUUGAGAAUGGCAUGGUAGCUCUUCCAGUUCUUGAAGAAAAACUUAAUGUAUCUGUGCAAGAAAACCUGUUAGAAAAGAUCGCCCCUGGCAGCUCUUGCAGGAAAACUUUGAUUACUAAUCCUGUCCUCUCCAAAAGAGCUAGGGUUCAAUCUCCUGCACAGAAGUUACGAAUGGACCUAUACAACCUAUUGGAAAGCUAUGGAAUAAUGUGGACACGGAAUUUGGAUCGUGACCUUCCUCACUCCUGGCAGGGACAUGGUGACUUAGCCGUUUUGAGUGAAGACUGCUUUUGUGACACUAUAUGGAAACAAUUAGGUGAUGAACUCUGGAACAGUGUAGCAUGCUCUCUUGGAGUAAAACGCCUAGCAAAACAAGGUCGUGUGUUGAAUGAUGGUGUAAGAUCACCUAAUGUGACUUUGUUGCUUGGGGACAAUAGUUGGGUGGAACAUGUGGACAAUGGCAUUCACUACACUUUUGAUUUGACAAAGUGCAUGUUCUCAGCUGGAAAUAUAGUAGAAAAAAUGAGAGUGGCAACUCUUCAGUGUUCCAAAGAAAUAGUUGUUGAUCUCUAUGCAGGUAUUGGAUACUUUACCCUGCCUUUCCUGGUCCAUGCAGGAGCAGCAUUUGUUUACGCGUGUGAAUGGAAUCCCCAUGCUGUAGCUGCUUUGCGGAAAAACCUGGAGCUUAACAAGGUGUCUCACAAAUGCCAAAUUAUUGAAGGUGACAACAGACAGCUAUUGCUGCAAGAUGUAGCUGAUCGUGUGAAUUUGGGCCUAAUCCCCACAUCUGAAGCAGGUUAUCUUGUAGCUUGUAGAGUUCUGAAGAAGAAUACUGGUGGUAUACUACAUAUUCAUCACAAUGUGGACUGUUUCCUGAGCAAAAAUGAAGAAGGUGCUAAAAAUCCUAGAGAUUUACAGAGAAUAAUCUGGAGAGAGUGGGCAGAGUCUACUGAAAGUAAAAUCCGGACGUUUUUACAGGAAGUUCAUAACACUCCAUGGCACACAAGUAUUGUACGUAUUGAGAAGCUGAAAUCAUAUGCACCACAUGUGGACCACGUUGUAUUGGACCUUGAUUGUCGACCUUUACAAUAAAUGCUAUAAUAUCUUA
Messenger RNA from Bufo gargarizans (Asiatic toad), 1423 nucleotides. It is a transcript of the gene TYW2, whose product is annotated as tRNA methyltransferase 12 homolog. Gene Ontology annotation, cellular component: cytoplasm. The coding region runs from base 208 to 1407 and encodes 399 amino acids. The record is from RefSeq and is a predicted model, not a curated record. The transcript has 7 exons. Gene Ontology annotation, molecular function: tRNA methyltransferase activity. Lineage: Eukaryota; Metazoa; Chordata; Amphibia; Anura; Bufonidae. Gene Ontology annotation, biological process: tRNA methylation.